Caenorhabditis remanei is the source of this 1257-nucleotide messenger RNA. RefSeq lists its product as uncharacterized. The transcript is spliced from 5 exons. The record is from RefSeq and is a predicted model, not a curated record. The coding region runs from base 1 to 1257 and encodes 418 amino acids. Lineage: Eukaryota; Metazoa; Nematoda; Chromadorea; Rhabditida; Rhabditidae.
AUGGUUCGUGAAACUAAAGCGCAAGCAGAUAAAAAGGCGGCAGAUGUCGAACGGAAACGUGCAAAUCGAAAACAGGAACAUUUGAAUAGUGGCGGAGACAGUCAGGAAACUCGGAAAAAACGGUCGGAAAUGAGUCAAGAAGAGCUUCGAGAGUACAAGGCACAAAAGCGCAGCAAUCGGGAGAAGCAGAAGAGUUUGCAAAGUUCUCAGCUCACUGCGUGUUCACAAGAAACUCAAUUAUCAGGAAGAACCUAUUUUCAGUUCUCUCAAACUCAUAAGAUAGCGAAAAACCAAAACGAAGGAAGGAAGAAAAUUAAAGAUAUGAAUCCUGAAGAGCUUAGUAAUUACCGGCGUCAAAAUCGUGAAGCUUGUCGGAAGAAGGGAAGAACAUCAACAACCUCUGAUAUGGAACUCAGCCAACGCACUUCGACAUCCGAUUUCAAUUUUCAGCACAACAGCCAAUUCGACAUGGAAUCACUUCAUUCAGAAAUGUCGGACGUGUUCGAUCAACCAACGAGCAGCAAUGCUGCAGCUCGAAUUGGAAGAAAACGGAUGAUGAGUCCACAAGAGGAGGAGGAGGAGGACGAUGACGAUGAGAUGCCUUCGUCACAAAUGUCCACUUAUAUGCCGAAUUGGAGUGCAAAGGAAAAGGAAGAGUUCAAACGAGUGAAGGUCCGAUACAACACUCGAUCGAAGAAGGCUUUGAUGUCGCAAUCGUCAUACGGUUCUCCCGAUGAUCACCAAUCUUCCGUAGCGACAUGCGAUGUAGCGGAGCCUCAAGAACUCCCAGAGCAGCAAUUCAACUGCAAAAUUCGUUUUGCACUUGUGGAUCUACUUCAAGUAGAAACGGAUUGCAUUGUUUUCCCCUUUUGCGGUGAUCUGGAUUUGACAAAACGCACAAAGAUUUACAGUCAAUUCUGGAGAAAGAUGUGCAGGGAAGUCGAUGAUCAGGAAGAAUAUAAAGAGUUCUUAGAGGAUCAGUGUCAGGAGGAAGAAGAAGGAGACAUUGCGGGCUUUAUAUGGCAAAGAUUGGGAAGAUCUAAAACGUGCUUCCACAUUCGAGAGCCGGUCAGCGAGAAGAACAAGUACACAACUGUGUAUGAAGCCCAACUUCGAGCCGCCAUUUUCAAGUGUCUCUACCAAGCCGAUCGAAAUGGUCACAGCAGCAUUGCGUUUCCAAUUUUUGGUCAAGUCGAAAAUCGUCUCAAGGCAACUGCAAUCACAUUGCAAACAAUUUGGUCAUAUUUCAAGUUGUAA